AUGGCUGAAUUUAUGGCUUGGGUUGUGAGAGAGAUGGAGCUUGAGGUUGUGGCUGAUGUACAGCGAAUCUUAUUUGCUAUGUGGGAGGCUAGGAAUAAACUGAUUUUUGAGGACAAACCUUGGUCCGUGGCUUCAAUUUUGGUUCGUGUUGCUAGCCUAGUGUGCCCCCCAUCGACGUCGUUCUCUUUGGCGCAUGGUGGGCGGGGUCAAGGGCCAGGGAAAUGGCUUCGGCCAGCGGUUGAUGUGGUGAAGGUCAAUGUGGAUGCUGCGGUGGGGAGGGACAAGAUGGCGGGAUUUGGUAUGGUGGCGAGGGACAACGCCGGGGAGGUGCUCGCGGCUGCUGCGAAGUUUCCAACACUUGCUCUUUCUCCAAUAGUGGCUGAAGCGUUGAGUCUUAGGUGGGCUAUGGAAUUGUCUGUGGAUCUUGGGUUCAGACGCGUUCAGUUCGAGACAGAUUGCUUACCCCUCUUUCAGGCGUGGAAGAAGGCGAAUGGAACUUCUUAUAUCUUUUCAAUUAUUUACGAUUGUCGUAGUUUAUUUUCAGCUUUUGACUAUGUUGAUUUUUCUUUCGUUCGUCGCCAAGGGAACUCUUGUGCGGAUUAUCUUGCUCGGCGAGCCUCUACCUUUCAGGAUGUUGUCUGGAUAGAGGAAGGUCCGCCAGAGCUUACUAGUUUUUUGCUUUCUGAUGUAUUGGCUUCUAUGCCGGAUCCUAUUUGA
Messenger RNA from Lotus japonicus, 717 nucleotides. RefSeq lists its product as uncharacterized. Gene Ontology annotation, molecular function: nucleic acid binding; RNA-DNA hybrid ribonuclease activity. The record is from RefSeq and is a predicted model, not a curated record. The transcript has a single exon. Bases 1 to 717 code for a protein of 238 amino acids. Lineage: Eukaryota; Viridiplantae; Streptophyta; Magnoliopsida; Fabales; Fabaceae.